Molecule: messenger RNA, 2344 nt
Organism: Oncorhynchus mykiss (rainbow trout)
Lineage: Eukaryota; Metazoa; Chordata; Actinopteri; Salmoniformes; Salmonidae
Source: RefSeq, a predicted model, not a curated record
UUCUCAAAUGACAAGUCAUGUGAUCUGUUGCUGACAAAAAAACAACUGAAACCGACGGUCUUUCGGCAUUUGAAGACUCACACAUCUGUCGGGGAUCGAUCUGAUAGCUAACAUGCAGAACGCCAUUAAUUCCGUAAAAGGCACGGCCCUUGGUGUAGCCGAGUUUUUUACUCCAGUGCUGAAGGAAUCCAAAUUCAAGGAGACAGGAGUUAUCACUCCAGAAGAGUUUGUAGCUGCUGGAGAUCACCUUGUUCAUCACUGCCCCACAUGGAAAUGUAGUCCCAGAUGUCACAUCAUGUUUAUUCCAUCCAGGGUGUCUGGGGAAGAGGAGAAGGUGAAGCCGUAUUUACCCAAGGAUAAGCAGUUCCUAUUGACUCGCAAUGUUCCCUGCUACAAGCGCUGUAAACAGAUGGAGUAUUGUGAUGAACUGGAAGCCAUCAUAGAGGAGGAUGACGGAGAUGGAGGAUGGGUCGACACCUACCACAACUCAGGUAUAGGGGGAGUUACAGAAGCUGUACGAGAAAUCUCAUUGGACAACAAGGACAUGAACAUGAAUGUGAAGUCUGGUGCUUGUGGGAACGGAGAUGAUGAUGAUGAUGAUGAAGACGAGGCAGCAGAUAUGGAAGAGUAUGAGGAGAGUGGACUACUGGAAACAGAUGAGGCCACCCUGGACACCAGUAAAAUGGUGGACUUGUCUAAAUCCAAAACGGGAGAAGCUGGGAGCGAUGACAUCCUGCAGACUCGAACCUAUGACCUCUACAUCACAUAUGACAAAUACUAUCAGACUCCUCGACUCUGGCUGUUUGGAUACGAUGAGGACAGACAGCCCCUGACAGUGGAUCAGAUGUAUGAAGACAUCAGCCAGGAUCAUGUGAAGAAAACCGUCACCAUCGAAAAUCACCCCCACCUACCACCCCCAGCCAUGUGCUCCGUGCAUCCCUGCAGACAUGCUGAAGUGAUGAAAAGGAUCAUUGAGACGGUGGCAGAAGGGGGAGGAGAGCUUGGAGUUCAUAUGCAUCCUUUAAGUGAAUUGUCGGCUCAGCUGAAGUCAAGUGUUUUUAAUGCAGCUUGGGGAUUUAAGUGUAUCUGUUGAUUUUCUUGAAGUUUGUCCAGGCCGUCAUCCCCACGAUAGAAUACGACUACACAAGGCACUUCACCAUGUAGCUCCAUCCUACAGAGGUGUAGGCUACUCUUGCAAACAUCUUUGAGUGUAGGAGGAAUCUGUCUUCUGGCUGGCAGCGUUAGUGGGGUAUGGAAUGUUAUCUCUGGGAAUGACUCUUGGAAUAUUCUGGGUACUCUCACCCUCUUGGCGUGGGAAUAGGUUCAAUCGCUGAGGGGUUGAUGGGUGUGUACAGAUGUUGGUAAUGCUGUAAUCCCAAUGAUGUAAUGGCUUUAUGUGGUGACCGAUCUCGCAGUGUUUUUGUCUGGAAGAUUCUCACUCUGUACUUGGCAAAUGCUCUGCCAUUAACAACCAUUCAAAGAUAACUAUAUUUAUUUUACAUUAAUUCACUGACAGACAGGCUUUCAAGUUUUCUCCAUUUUGUUUUCAUAACCACACCUUCUUUUUUUUACCAUAGUAAUGGUGCCACUAAUGUCCUCUCAAAUGUUACCAGUUAAAUGUCGUUGAAAGAAAUCUAACAAAUGUUUUGUCCACAUUAUAGCUUUUUCAGUGUGAUGCACUGUGCUGGACUAAUGUUUGGACCUCUUUACUGUUUCAGACCCAUGCCAGUUUGUCUUAAUGGUAAAGUGUACAUGGUCUUUUGGGCCCAGGACCAUUGUUGGUUCCUGUAAGUGGGGUCGGUGUUUUCUUUGCCCAGCUCUUCUUUUUUUUCACAUUUCUUUUUUUGACCCUGUUCCUAGUUCCACUGUCUUGUCCUGUAGAGAUGACGUCAUGAUUGUGUCGUAUGAAUAUGUGAGCGUUACCAUUUUGUGUGAUGACGCGCAAUGCUACCUGUAUCACCAGAUUAUUCAAAGACACCGUAUAUCAGGAGUUUGACUGCGUCUUCUCUAAUAUAGAAAGAUGUCAGUUCUGCACAGUGCAUUAAUUGUUAACUAUAGUACUCUUCUCUUAACAGUAUGUAUAACUCACUCAUUAAUGCUGAAAUAUUGACUGUAAAAUGUCUGAGUAACUGACUCCAGAGUACUUGAUCUUUUCCUGAGAAUCAGCUGGACAGGUGUUGUGGCCCUUUAUCUGUUGAUCCUAUAGACUCCUUAUGUAACAGCUCAGUCUUAACACACUGAACAUGUUAAAGUAAUGUACAUUUAUAGCAAUAAAAAUCCCCAAUAUCAUAUGAUGGAUUGUAUACAUUAUGCUGUUAUAAACGACCUACCACAUUAUAAAGCA